This is a messenger RNA of Cololabis saira (Pacific saury), 4625 nucleotides long. RefSeq names its product GATA zinc finger domain containing 2B (gene gatad2b). Gene Ontology annotation, molecular function: sequence-specific DNA binding. The record is from RefSeq and is a predicted model, not a curated record. The transcript has 11 exons. Gene Ontology annotation, biological process: negative regulation of transcription by RNA polymerase II. The coding region runs from base 149 to 2188 and encodes 679 amino acids. Gene Ontology annotation, cellular component: NuRD complex. NCBI's taxonomy places the organism in Eukaryota, Metazoa, Chordata, Actinopteri, Beloniformes, Belonidae.
UCGUCCGGAGCCCAAUGAGCGGGUUCAGUGCCGCCUGCCGGUGCCGGGGAGACGGGACUGGUGCUGAGACUCCGCCGCAGCAGCGCGUCAGCAGGACCGGACCGUGAACCCGGAGACGGCUACACAGCGAGCGGAAGGAGACGGCAGGAUGGAGCGGAUGUCUGAUGAGGCGCUGAGGUUAAAUCUGUUAAAGAGAGGCCUGGAGUCGCCCAGCGAGCGCGAGGAAGCGCUGGCCAAGCGCCUCAAGAUGGAGGGCCACGAGGCCAUGGAGCGCCUGAAGAUGCUGGCCCUGCUCAAACGGAAGGACCUGGCCGACCUGGCGGCCCUGGAGGUCCCGGGGGGCCUGGGAGAUGGGAAGGGCCCCGGGGCCAGCGCCCUCCACCACCAAAGCCUGAUGGGAGCUGCGUACGAGGAGAAGAUGAACGGGAGCCUGCGGUUCGGCGGCCACGGCGGCCACGGCGGCCACGGGGGCCACGGCGGCCAUGGUGGCCAUGGUGGCCACGGGGGGCACGGGGGCCACGGCGCCCACGUCGGGCCCAGUAAGAACGGGAAGGAGAACAUCAUGGACGAGCCGGUGGACAUGAGCGCCGGGAGAAGAUGUGAAGCCGACCGCGACAGACGAACUCCGUCUCCAGACGUCAUCAUCCUGUCGGACAACGAGGCGUCCAGCCCCAGAACCACGCCCCGCCCCGAGGAACGGCUCCACCAGGCCAACCUGGACAUGUUCAAGGGGAAGACUGGAGAGGAGCGGCAGCAGAUGAUCAAAGCUCUGCGGGAGGAGCUCCGUCUGGAGGAGGCCCGUCUGGUGCUGCUCAAGAAGCUCAGGCAGAGCCAGAUGCAGAAGGAGAACGUGGUGCAGAAGGUCCCAGUGGUCCAGAGCUCUGCGUCCUCCGUUCAGCCUCCACAGCUCCACGGCUCUUCAGGUCUAGGGAAGAUACCGGUGAGACCCGGGAUGCACGGCGCCGAGCCCCAGAACCUCCGCACGGCACAGGGUCACACAGUCAUCCGCUCAGCGAACGCCAACCUGCCCUCCAUGUUGAUGUCGCAGCGAGUGAUCGCCCCCAACCCCUCCCAGCUGCAGGGCCAGCGGCUGUCGUCCAAACCCGGGAUGAACCGCUCCAGCUCCAGCAGCAUCGCCAACGCCGUCAGCUACCAACAGGCCAGCCAGCAGGUGGCAGCCUCCCAGCGCUCCGGCUCCAGCGCCAUGUACAUGAACCUGGCCCACAUGCAGGCGGCGGCGGCGGUGGGCGCCGGGGGCGUGACGGCCGGGCUGGGCGGGGCCUCGGCCGUCAGCCCGUCCACCAUGUCCGGCUCUGCCAGCGGCGGCGUCAGCUCCAUGGCCGACCAGGCCAGCAGCCAGGCGGCAGCCAAGCUGGCCCUGAGGAAGCAGCUGGAGAAGACCCUGCUGGAGAUCCCCCCACCCAAACCCCCGGCCCCGCUGCUCCACUUCCUGCCCUCCGCUGCCAACAGCGAGUUCAUCUACAUGGUGGGCUUGGAGGAGGUGGUCCAGAGCGUGCUGGACAGUCAGGGUAAACUCCGAGGGAACCUGGCACGGAUGGAGCCCUUCUUCUGUGCUCAGUGCAGGACCGACUUCACCCCCCACUGGAAGCAGGAGAAGAGUGGGCGGAUCCUGUGUGAGCAGUGCAUGACGUCCAAUCAGAAGAAGGCCCUGAAGGCGGAGCACACCAACCGGCUGAAGAACGCCUUCGUGAAGGCGCUGCAGCAGGAGCAGGAGAUCGAGCAGAGGCUCCAGCAGCAGGCCACCCUGUCUCCCAGCUCCGCUGCUACCGGCUCCAGUGGCUCCAAGAGCGACGGCCUGAUGCGGCAACACGCCCUCCGCCAGGCCCCCCAGCCCCAGGCCUCCCUGCAGCGAGGCCUGUCCAACUCUGCCCGAGGGGUCCUGUCCAACUUCGCCCAGGCCUCCCAGCUGUCCGUGGCCAGCAGCCUGAUGGGGAUGACCGGAGGGAAACACUGCGGCGGCGGCGGAGGAGGCGGCGGGAGCAGCAACCGGCUGCAGCACGACAGCCGCCGUCAAAUCUACAACAUCCCAGGGUUGAAUAUUGCGUAUCUGAAUCCUGCGGCGGUCGGAGCCCACAAGAGCUCGAGCUUAGCGGACCGGCAGAGGGAGUACCUGUUGGACAUGAUCCCGCCCCGGUCCAUAUCCCAGUCCAUCAGCGGGCAGAAAUGAGCCCUGCUCCUCCCUCGUUUCCCCAGAUCGGAGGCUUUCCCGGAUCCACCCGUAUUCCCAUCUCACAUUUCCAUCGCAUGCAGUGCCUGUCCGUGUGCCUACCUGAACCCAUGACGACCUGAAACGGUGGACAAACACAAACUGUCAGUGCAUCUCAGUUGUUCUUAUUAUACAACCCCUCUUCUUCUUGAAUUCCCUUUAUUAUUGCUGGCGGGGCUCUAUUAUACCUGCACCUGCCAGUUUUCCAGCUCUUAUUACCCAUGAGGCUUUUUUUCGGUUCUAAGUGUUGUUUCUGUUGCUUUAGUGGAGACGGCGAGCCGUUGUUAGCUUGCUAAGGUCAUUUACACUUUGAGUUUUUUCUGUCCGCUCACUCCCAGCACUCGGACUAUUCUUGGAUCUGAGUUUUGCAAGUUUCUAAAAUCAGAAGUUCUUUAUUUACCCGCAAAUUUUCGGUAUAUAAUCCGAAACCUUUUUUUUUUUUGUGUUUAAUUGAAUAUUUUUCAGAUUUUUUAGACUUUGCAAAUGAUUCAAAUCAGUUUUUAGCGCUAAUUUGCAAAUUUAUGAAGUCAUUUAUUUUUUCACAAAUUUUUGACUUGAUUUUUUUUAUUUAUUGCAAAUUUGCAAGUUAAAAGUGGGAAAAGAAAUAGCUUCCCCUCAAAAUCUGCGCGUGUGGUCAGACAUUUCCUACAAACCCAUAAAUUCAAAGUUUCUGGGCUUUUUCACAAACAUUUGAGCUGAUGAUUAUUUUAUUUAAAUUUUUUUUUCAAAUUUGCGAGUUUAUAAAGAUGCAGUAUAAUUUUUUUUUGUUGAUCCAAACUUGCUGGUUUAUAACAUCAGCUUUCUUUUUUUCCCCAAGUGCUCGUUUCCAUGUUUUUGUUCUUUUCCUGGUGAGUCAUUGUGAACUUGCUCAGAUCAUUUACACAUGUUCCUCCCCCGUACGCGCCCCAACACCCGGACUAUUGCUAACAGAAGAUCAACAGGGUGCACUCUGGUUGCUAUGCAACAUAAAGUUUAACAACUCUCAGCUUUGUCGGAAGCAUUAGUUUGCUCACUUGGAUACGACAAAGUGGAAAAACCCCCAACGCGACGAUGUGGAGCCCUGCUCGCUCUUGGAAAGAGCAUGCCAUUCUGAAAAUGGAAAGUUAGGGAGCAGAGCACUUGUGAUUUGGUCGUCUCGCUGGAAGGUUCCCGUUUCAAGAGCCAUCACCACGUCGAUGCACAUCUGAAAGUUCUGGAGGCCCCUCAGCUGCCACCACCGGAGCUCUCUAACUGGAAAAGACUGAGGAAGGUGCAGAUGGGAAGGGGAUUGAGUGUGGUUUCCUGCACCUCCACCUUUCGUCAUCGACGGGUUUUCACGUUCUUCAUUUCAGGACGAGGCAGCAGAGAGGAGGGAGCGACCCGGAGGACCUCGCCCUCCCAUCCCUCGGUGCCACCAUCCUUCAUGACAUUGCUUAUUCAGGAUACGUUCCUCUGUCCCUCCUGGAGCUCCAUCCCAUCCCACCUGGACGUCCAGGUCCUGACGUGUCCUCAUGUCCUCUCUAAACACUCCCCCUUUUGGUUUGUUGCUUUUUUUUUCCUUUUGUGGCGGCGUCUCCUGAUGAAUCUGUGGCAGACCUGAGAGGUGUUGCCCACGGAGACGAUAAUCAACCUGAAACAGAAACUUUUGAAUGAUCUGUAUGGAUUGUGUAUAGAUACGAGCGGAACAUGGAUCAAUCAUUGUGUGCGCAUUCCGCACACAAGUUGCCUCACUCCAGAGGAGCACUUUUCAUAUUUCCAAUUGGAAAUUUUUGUUUGUUUGUUUCUAUUCUCUUUCUUUUUUCUCUCUUGGUUUUCGGUGAGGAGGAAUGUUGGAAUGGAGAGGUCCCCACUCUUGUAGACUGCAUCCAGGCGGGUUAUUGUCUGAUGAACGGUUCCACACUAAUGUAAUCAGUAAGUGUUGGGGCCCGGAGCGGGCCCCACAUGGCCCAGACACGCCCAGCCUGUACACAGAUCUGCUGCACGUCAUGAACCAGCAUCAGCUCAGGCGUCCACUGUCUGGAAAACAGCAACGACUCAGAAGUCAGUUCAGGUCGUGUCAUUUCAUUUUCAAGUUCUAAUUUCAUUGCAGCGCCACAAUCACAGGGUUUCUGACUUUAGUUGACUUCGGCCGUUUUAACCACAGAGUGCAGAUGUUUGUGGGAGCGAAGGGGAGAAGACGAUGAUCCAGACACCAGACUGGAGAUGUUUAACACUCCACCUUCCAUGUGAAGUGAGGCUGGGGAAUUUUAGAAAUAUUCCAAAUUGGAAAUUUUAAAUCGGAAUUGACUGUAAUUUAUGGGAAUAAAUUAGGAUUAAUUAAUUUAUAAUAUGGAAAUGAGAAUAUAUAUAUUUGGUACAAGUAAGCAAAAUGACAUUUUUUAUGUUUUAUUUGCAACUUGAAUGGAUACACAAACUAAAC